Acytostelium subglobosum LB1 is the source of this 540-nucleotide messenger RNA. RefSeq lists its product as hypothetical. The transcript has a single exon. Bases 1 to 540 code for a protein of 179 amino acids. NCBI's taxonomy places the organism in Eukaryota, Evosea, Eumycetozoa, Acytosteliales, Acytosteliaceae. The record is from RefSeq and is a predicted model, not a curated record.
AUGGGAGGCGUCUGCCAUCAGUUGGUUCAGUUUGGUAUGUUGGAACAUCUCAAGGCGGCCCUGCCCUUCACCGAUCCAUCCACCAUCAAUAGACUGUUGGACUUGGCACUGUACUUUGGACGUCAAGAGAUAAUGGACUACCUUGUCCAGACAACUACGAUUCGCUUCUCCGUCCGUGCAAUCGAUGUUGCAACACAUCAUGGCAACCUGAGAUUGAUAGACUAUGUGAUUGGAAAUUGUACAUUGCCAAGAGAACAGGCUAGGGUGGCCUGCUUCAGGUUGGCCUGUGCUCAUGGCUUGAUCGAUGUGGCCAAACACCUACUCGAGAGCCAAAGCAUUCGCCAACUCGUUCCAAACUACUUUGAUCUUCUGAAGGUUGUCAUUGAACGAUGCAACAACAUCAGCACUCUGCAGUUCCUCUUCCAACUGUGGCCUCCGACACCCGUACUCGUCCUAGAUUGUCGCCGUCAUCUUCAGAGAUCUAGCGUCCAACGACUUGGCCACGCAACAGAUGACUAUCUACAAUCAUUUGUAAAGUAA